UUACUCCAAGUUACGGAGAAGCACCAACUGCUUCCCGACCCGCGGUGCUCCGUUCACAAAACUGGUUCCCUCCUCGCCCCGACCCUCGCCGCUAGCGCUCCGCUCAGGCCCCGCCCCCGGAAGCCCUUCUAACUCAGCUCAGUUUCUUACGGAACCGGAAGUGGGGAGUUCGGAGUGAAGGUCGAGCUGCAGGGGAUUUCUUGGAGGCCUGCCUGCUCUCUCCUCUUUAUCUUUUGUACUGGAAAAGCUCUUUGGAAGAGGAGGAAGGGGAAAGCACAGGAGUCAGGAAUGACUCUUUCUCAGGCACGGUUGACCUUCAAGGAUGUGGUCAUCGAGUUCUCUCCAGAAGAGUGGGAAUGCCUGGACCCUGCUCAGAGGGCCUUGUACAGGGACGUGAUGUUGGAGACCUACAGGAACCUGAUGUCUGUAGAUCUCUCUCAUAUACACGUGAUCAAGAAAUUACAACUAAAAUCAAACACUGAUAUAGGAGAAAUAUUCCAAACAGUGCUGUUGGGAAGCCAUGGAAGCUGUGAAAUCAAGCAUUUUUACCUACGGGAAAUACAGGAGAAUAUGCAUGACCUUGGGUGUCAGUGGAGAGAUGAUGAAAGAAAUUACAAAAAUAUCCCUACAUCCCCUAACGAAGAUGUCACUUAUAGAAGAGUUCGACAUGGUGGAAGGGAUUCAGGAAAGAAGCCAAUUGCAGAUAGGCUGGCAUUAAGCUUUUUGGAUGAACUGCAUAUGUUUAAAAGUAAACAGAAAAUUUAUGAAUUUCAUCAAGCUGAUAAGAGCAUCAACAAUAGUACCUCGUUUUCACCAUCUCAAGAAAUUUCUCCUACUGGCCAAUCCAAAAUUUCUAAUAUACAUGGGAGUGAUUUUAUGCAUCUUUUAAUACUGACAGAAGACCAGAAAGCACACAGGGAAAGUCCUUACAAAUGUAAUGAGUGUGGCAAACCCUCUCCUAAGGGCUCAAACCUCAGUAGAUGUCAGAGAAUCCACACAGGAGAGAAACUGUGUAAAUGUGAUGUGUGUGGCAAGGUCUUUAAUCGAAAUUCACACCUUGUAAGUCAUAAGAGGGUUCAUACUGGAGAGAAACCUUAUAAAUGUAAUGAGUGUGGCAAGAGGUUUAGUCAAAAUUCACAUCUUACAAGUCAUCAGAGAAUUCAUACUGGAGAGAUGCCUUAUAAAUGUAAUGUGUGUGGGAAGACCAUUUAUUCUACCUCAGGCCUCAGGAGACAUAUGAUAAUCCAUAGAGAAGCUAAACAAUAUAAAUGUGAUGUAUGUGGCAAAGUCUUUAAUCAGAAUGCAGUCCUUGCAGUUCAUCAGAGAAUUCAUACUGGAGAGAAACCUUACAAAUGUGGUGAAUGUGUCAGUGUCUUUAGUCAAAAAACACACCUUACAAGUCAUCUGGUAACUCAUACUGGAGAGAAACCUCACAAAUGUAAUGAGUGUGGCAAGUUUUUUCGGGAUAAGAGAACCUUUACAAGGCAUCAACAAAUUCAUACUGCAGUGAAACCUUACAGAUGUAAUGAGUGUGGGAAGUUCUUCCGUGAGAAGCCAACCCUUACAAGGCAUCAGCAAGUUCACACUGGAGAAAAACCUUACAAAUGUAAUGAGUGUGGCAGAGUCUUUAGUCAAAAUUCAAACCUUGCACGUCAUCAGAGAAUUCAUAAUGGUGAGAAACCUUACAAAUGUAAUCAGUGUGGCAAGCUCUUUAAUCGAAAAGGAAACCUUUCAGUUCAUCAGAGAAUUCAUACUGGAGAGAAACCUUACAAAUGUAGUGAGUGUGGCAAAGUGUUUAGUAAAAAUUCAAACCUUGUGUGUCAUCAGAGAAUUCAUACUGGGGAGAAACCUUACAAAUGUAAUGAGUGUGGCAUAGUCUUUCGUUACAAACAACGACUUCGAAUUCAUCACAGACUACAUAAUGGAUAGACACCUUGCAAAUGUAUUGAGUGUGGAAAAGCCUUUACUCAGGUCUCAACCUUUGCUACACAUCAGAAAAUCCAUACUUAAGAAAAACCAUGGGCUUCCCUGGUGGCGCAGUGGUUGAGAAUCUGCCUGCUAAUGCAGGGGACAUGGGUUCGAGCCCUGGGCUGGGAGGAUCCCACAUGCUGCGGAGCAACUAGGCCCAUGAGCCACAACUACUGAGCUUGCGCGUCUGGAGCCUGUGCUCCGCAACAAGAGAGGCCACGACAGUGAGAGGCCGCGCACUGCGAUGAAGAGUGGCCGCCGCUCGCCUCAGCUAGAGAGAGCCCUCGCACAGAAACGAAGACCCAACACAGCAAAAAUAAAUAAAUUAAUAAAUUCCUACCCCCAACAUCUUCUUUAAAAAAAAAAAGAAAGAAAGAAAAAGAAAAGCCAUAUAAAUACGUUGUAUGUGGAAAGGUCUUCAAAAUUCAAACUUGAAAAAAAAAUUCAAAUUUGAAAAUUCACACCUUACAAUUCUUUGGCGAAAUCACAGUGGGGAGAAAGUGUACAAGUAUCACGAGUGUUGUAAAGUGUUUGUGUGUGUGCAGCCUCUCUUACCGCCAGAUAAUCUAUAACAGAAAGAAACCUUGAAAGUAUAAUGACUGUCUACAUGUGUUUAGUCAAAAUUCAUACCUUAUAAUCUGCCCAAGAAUUCACACUGGAGAGAAACCUUGCAAAUGUAAUGAGUGUGGCAAAUUCUUCAUUGUGCUUUUAAGCCUAACUGAAUAUCAGGUAAUCCAUGAUCUUGAGAGAGUUUAACAGUGUAGUGAAGAGUCAAGGCAUUUAGUAGGUGUCCACAUUUUCAGCUUUAUUAGAAUACUUAUUCUGGAAAGAAACCAGAUAAAUGUAAUUAUUGUGGCCAGGUCUUUAGAAAAGGAAUUUAUUCACCAAGUAAUUCAUUCUGGAGAUUACCUCACAGAUGUUAUGAAUGGGAAAACCUUUCCUUGGGGCUAACAGCUCACCAGGCAUCAGAUAAUUUGUGCUGGAUUAUUAUGAAAUUAUUCCUCCUACGUUUGCAUCUUUGCUACUGUACUAUUGUCUGUCCCAGAGGAAUCCCGUUUGAGCUGGGAGCACUUCCCCCACUUCUCAUAGACUCUGCCUCUUAGUCUCAAACAGCAAAAUACUCCUCUGAUUGCUUCCUGGUGCCAGGACUACCCGCUUAGCAUUUUGUAACAGUGUUUGGGGGAGAAGGUGACAGCCAGUCUCUGUGAUGUGUUUGUGAUUCUGACGUACCAUUUUCUAGAACUGCAACAUAACUUCAGCAGAAGUGCAAGGAUAGUGCACACUUGGUGUGGUGAGAAUGUUUCUGCAAAACUUUGUUUCCAGUUGCCAAUUCCCUCAAACAACUACAAGUUGCUAAUGAACAUCACUACAGUGUAGCAGAGACUCUUCCUUUUCCUUGACCCCUUAUUUUCUUAGUUUACACAUUUUUCUUUUACUUUCUUGAGCAUUCACCAAUAUAUUACAUUUUAAAUUUCAAUUUCAUUUGUAAGUUUCUAGUAUAUAGAAUUGUGAUCGAUUUUUGCAUGUU
Mesoplodon densirostris (Blainville's beaked whale) is the source of this 3496-nucleotide messenger RNA. RefSeq names its product zinc finger protein 347-like. Lineage: Eukaryota; Metazoa; Chordata; Mammalia; Artiodactyla; Ziphiidae. Bases 289 to 1929 code for a protein of 546 amino acids. Gene Ontology annotation, biological process: regulation of DNA-templated transcription. The record is from RefSeq and is a predicted model, not a curated record. The transcript is spliced from 5 exons.